AUUGAAAACAAAUUAAUCGUAUUAGUUAGCAAAUAAUCAACAGAUGUGACCUCAGUGUUAAAUUUAUUCCCAUCCAACAUCCAUGUCCAUUGUGAACGACCUUGAUUGGAGACUUUUCUUUGACUUUAACUUCAGCCAAGAAGACAAAUUUGUAAAAAAAAAAACUUCAAAAACAAAGAAUACCCAGUGAGUUGUGAGUAAUCCGUUUGCCUUUGCAAUAUAAAAAUAAUCACAUAAUUCUCGCCCAAAAAUAAGAAAAUACAUAAAUAUUCUUCCAAUUAGAAUUUAAGAAAUAACCUUUCUAAGCAAUAAUGUCCCACCAAACAGGAAUCAAAGCAAAUGAUCAACUUUUGAAAGUCUUUGGAAAAAGUAAAAAUGGGAAAGUGAGAGUUAUAAAAGUAUCUAUCGAAAAUGAGGAACUCGUAAGCGCCGGCACUCAAGACGUCAAGAAAGACUGGGAAAAAGACUACGACAAACUAAUUGGCCCCAUGAUUGAGGAAUCAGUGCCAUGUUACAUUCUCUAUCGUUUGGAUAGCAAGACGUCUCUGGGUCACGCAUGGCUUCUCAUUAGUUGGGUUCCGGAUACGGCCAGUGUUAGGCAGAAGAUGGUUUACGCCUCGACUAAGGCCACCUUAAAGCAAGAAUUCGGCUCUGCACACAUCACAGAGGAACUCCAUGCCACCGCAAACGAUGAAAUCACCUUGAACGGAUAUUACAAAAUUAAGAAGGCAUUUGCUGCUCCAGCUCCGCUUACAAUGCGCGAAGAGGAGAUUCAGGAAUUGAAGAAGACUGAAGUGAAUACAGAAAUAAGCACCGACACACGGCACCAGACGCUCGGUGGUGUGUCAUGUCCCCUGUCCGAGGCAACUGUUGCCGCUGUCAAGGAUGCAGCUAAGGGUUCUUAUGGAUAUAUUCAAUUCCGCAUCGAUUUAACAGAAGAGAGAAUUCAUGUUGUGAAUGCCACAAACAUUGCCGUAGAAGAGCUUCCCAAGCAAAUACCUGAAGAUCACGCCAGGUACCAUCUAUUUCUCUUCAAACACACCCAUGAGGGUGACUACCUCGAAUCGUUUGUCUUCAUCUACUCCAUGCCUGGCUACUCGUGCUCUGUUCGCGAGCGCAUGAUGUACUCCAGCUGCAAGGCACCCUUUCUAGAGGCUCUGGAAGCCCUGGGAGUAGAAAUUGCAAAGAAGUUGGAAAUCGAUAGUGGAUCGGAAUUGACAGAGCAAUUCCUCCAAGACGAGCUGCAUCCAAAGAAAAUUCUCCACCGACCCGCAUUUGCCAAACCCAAAGGACCGCCAAACCGAGGCGCCAAGCGUCUGACGCGCCCCCAGCAAUCCGACUGAAGAAAUUCGUGCUUCUCCGACUCCGAGUGCAUCGUUCUUGUUGACUCUUAACCGUAUUGCUCGCAUUUAUUCUUGCAUAAUGAAAAAUAUAGUAAAACAUCUCGUGGAUUUGUGCUUACCGUUAACUCAAGCUGCGAUUUACUUUUACAAUUAUUAUAUUAUAUACAUAUUCUCUUUUGUGUUCGUGUAUUUUCUUAUUUUGU
Eupeodes corollae is the source of this 1546-nucleotide messenger RNA. It is a transcript of the gene twf, whose product is annotated as twinfilin. Gene Ontology annotation, biological process: actin filament depolymerization; regulation of lamellipodium assembly; positive regulation of neuron projection development. Gene Ontology annotation, cellular component: cytoplasm; actin filament; myofibril. Lineage: Eukaryota; Metazoa; Arthropoda; Insecta; Diptera; Syrphidae. Gene Ontology annotation, molecular function: actin filament binding; actin monomer binding. The transcript is spliced from 5 exons. The record is from RefSeq and is a predicted model, not a curated record. Bases 312 to 1343 code for a protein of 343 amino acids.